AUGGUGCAGCGGCUGACAUACAGGAAGCGGCAUAGCUAUGCCACUAAAUCCAACCAGCAUCGGAUCGUCAAAACUCCCGGUGGAAAGCUAGUGUACCAGAGCACAAAGAAGAGGGCAAGUGGUCCCAAGUGCCCAGUUACUGGCAAGAGAAUUCAAGGGAUUCCUCACUUGAGACCUGCAGAGUACAAGAGGUCUAGAUUAUCAAGAAAUCGAAGGACUGUGAACCGUGCUUAUGGUGGAGUGUUGUCCUCCGGUGGUGGUGGCGGCGGCGGAGGCCUUUGUUUUGGCGACAGAGGUGGUGCUGCUGCAGCGGUGCCAACAGUCGUUUUUCUGGUUUCUAUUUCUGCUCAUGUACUUGAGAUGGAUGUAGAGAUAAUGGAAAUCAAUGACCAACCUCAAGAACCACAACCAGGAGAAGGCACCACACUGCCACAACCAGAAGAAGGCACCACACUAAUCCGAACCUGCUUUAAUGGGAUAAAUGCCUUAUCAGGCAUUGGAAUAUUGUCUAUCCCAUAUGCACUUUCACAAGGAGGGUGGCUUUGUUUGAUAUUACUUCUCUUGAUUUCCAUUCUUUGUUUUUACACUGGGUUACUUAUAAAACGGUGCAUGGAUAUAAAUCCUGAAAUUAAAACUUAUCCCGACAUUGGUCAACUUGCCUUUGGGAAUAAAGGGAGAAUAAUUAUAUCCACUUUUAUAUAUCUUGAACUAUUCUUGCUCGCGGUUGAGUUUUUAAUAUUAGAAGGUGAUAAUCUACACAAACUCUUCCCAAAUAUACAUUUGCACAUUCUCGGGAAAAAUAUUGGAGGCAAGCGCGUGUUUGUCGUGCUCAGUGCGCUUGGUAUGUUGCCAACAAUAUGGUUGAAUCAAUCCUUGUUGGCUUAUGUUUCGGUCAGUGGGAUAUUGGCUUCUGUUAUCCUAGUUGGUUCUGUCUUUUCAGUAGGGGCAUUUGAAGGUGUUGGUUUUAAAGAACGAGGAGUCCUUUGGAGAUGGAAUGGACUACCAACCGUCAUAAGCAUGUACACCUUCUGUUAUUGCGGUCAUGCAAUAUUUCCGACGCUUUGUAGUUCCAUGAAAAAUAGAAGCAAAUUUCCUAAGGUUUUGCUUAUAUGCUUUACAAUAAGCACUAUCAGCUAUGGAUCAAUGGCAGUCUUAGGAUAUGUUAUGUACGGAGAAGAUUUGAUGUCCCAAGUGACUCUAAAUCUUCCAACGAGGAGCGUUGGUUCAAAAAUCGCCAUCUAUACUACGCUCAUAAAUCCUAUAACCAAGUAUGCCAUCAUUGUUUCACCAAUUGCUACUGCUAUUGAAGACAAAUUGAGUUCGCAUAGUAGCAGACCAGUAAGAUUGACCAUUAGAACAGUUUUGGUGAGAACAGUCUUGGUGAUCAGUACAGUUGUUGUGGCGUUAUUCAUUCCAUUUUUUGGAAGUAUAAUGGCAUUUAUUGGCUCGUUUCUUGGCAUCAGCACCUCGAUCUUGAUCCCGUGUCUAUGUUAUCUGAAGAUCGAUAAAGCUUCUCGAAAAUUUGGGUUAGAGUUAAUCAUCAUCGUAGUAGUUCUGGUUCUUGGCUUUUUUGUGGCCAUGACGGGAACGUACAUGUCUUUAAGAGAUAUUUUUAAAAAUGUCAAUACAAAAUAA
Molecule: messenger RNA, 1635 nt
Organism: Fraxinus pennsylvanica
Lineage: Eukaryota; Viridiplantae; Streptophyta; Magnoliopsida; Lamiales; Oleaceae
Source: the annotation of a GenBank genome assembly